Messenger RNA from Helianthus annuus (common sunflower), 1002 nucleotides. Its product is annotated as trigger factor-like. The record is from RefSeq and is a predicted model, not a curated record. The transcript has 2 exons. NCBI's taxonomy places the organism in Eukaryota, Viridiplantae, Streptophyta, Magnoliopsida, Asterales, Asteraceae. The coding region runs from base 1 to 1002 and encodes 333 amino acids.
AUGAAAGAUAAGGGCAAGGAGAAUGUAUCUUUAGAGGAUCUUGCUGGUGAUGAUGAUGAAGAUAAUGAAGAAGAGGAUGGUGAGGAAGAAGGUGAUGAUGAAGAUGAUGAUGAGGAUGAUGACGAAGAGGGUGAUGACGAGGAAGAUGACGAUGAUGAGAAAGUCUUUUCUGCUAGCAGUCAUGGAUCUGAUAAUGACGAUGAUGAUGCUCAAGGUGGUAUGGGAAUUAAAGUAACUGAAGCUUCCAAUGAAAGAACUGUUGAUGACUUGAUGAAUGAUUCUGUGAAUGAAGAGACAGGGGGAGCUGAAGGAAAGGGGGAGCAUGGUAAUGAUCAGAAUGUUGAUCAAGUAGAAAAGCUGAUUCUUCGAAUUGAACCUCAUGUUGAAGAAGGUGAGAUAAGGCAUACUUACACAUUGGAUGAGGUACUGAAAAUGUUCAAUGUGAAAGAAGAUGAUUUUAAGUUCGAUUUUGAGGAGGAGCUGAAUGCUUUCGAUAUCAACCAUCAGCGUGAUUAUGAAUACAAUUAUGUUGAAGAUGUUGAUGUGUAUGACAGAGUUGAGGUCGAAGAUUGUACUGAUGACGAGAGUGAAAAAGAAGAUACUUCUCAGUUACCUACAUUGAUGGAGUUCUUCACUGAAGAAAAUCGGGAUGAACUUAGAAGAAAAGUUGCUGAAAUUCUUAAAGACAAAAAUUUUGAUGGCACCACAAAAGAUCCACUGAAGGAAGAACGUAAGAAAUGGUUCAAGGAAAGCAAUGAACGUAAAUUCAAACGUCCGUUGAAGUAUUAUCAGCGAGACAGAAGUAUUUCUUUGGGAGAUAUUAUUAUCUGGGGUUUUCUGCCUCAAGUUAAUGCGUAUGCGAUCAGGAGAGAAUGUGGUGUUCAAUAUUUUGAAAAGUUACAUGAUAUUAUGUCCCUUCCAUGGUGGGAUGUGGAUGAGUUAUCAAAAGUUAGAACCUUGGGGUAUCCGUCAGGAAGAAUGAUGCUGCAAUGUGGGGAUUGA